UUCUUCUUCUUCAAGGCUCAAGCAGAAGAAAAGUAUCUGUCGAGAAGAAGCACAUUUACACUCCCAAUUUCUGCAAAUCCUCUUUGCUGCUGAAACUUUGCAUCAUCAUCUUCAACCUCUCGAUCGUUUUCAACUGAAAAUUAGUCCUUAAGGCAAUGGGUGAUAGUCAGUAUUCUUUCUCUCUUACAACUUUCAGCCCAUCUGGAAAGUUGGUUCAGAUUGAGCAUGCGUUGACUGCUGUUGGAUCUGGUCAAACAUCAUUGGGAAUUAAAGCUUCUAAUGGUGUUGUAAUUGCUACCGAGAAGAAAUUACCAUCCAUCUUAGUUGAUGAAGCAUCUGUGCAGAAAAUUCAGACUUUGACACCAAAUAUUGGAGUUGUCUACAGUGGCAUGGGCCCUGAUUCUCGAGUUUUGGUUCGGAAAAGUAGAAAGUCAGCUGAGCAAUAUUACCGACUUUAUAAAGAAUCAAUCCCUGUCACACAGCUGGUGAGAGAAACUGCUGCUGUCAUGCAGGAAUUCACCCAAUCAGGUGGUGUAAGACCAUUUGGUGUUUCACUCUUGGUUGCGGGUUUUGAUGACAAGGGUCCACAACUAUAUCAGGUGGAUCCAUCUGGUUCGUACUUCUCUUGGAAUUCGGCAAUGGGAAAAAAUGUCUCCAAUGCUAAGACAUUUCUUGAGAAGAGAUACACGGAGGAAAUGGAGCUCGAUGAUGCUGUACACACUGCUAUCCUGACAUUGAAGGAGGGAUUUGAGGGACAGAUCUCAGCAAAAAACAUUGAGAUUGGCAUUAUUGGAACAGACAAAGUAUUCAGAAUUCUCACUCCAACUGAAAUAGAUGAUUACCUACAAGAAGUGGAAUAGAUUUUCCUUUCCG
This is a messenger RNA of Solanum verrucosum, 873 nucleotides long. Its product is annotated as proteasome subunit alpha type-2-B-like. The transcript is spliced from 12 exons. Gene Ontology annotation, biological process: ubiquitin-dependent protein catabolic process. Gene Ontology annotation, cellular component: proteasome core complex; proteasome core complex, alpha-subunit complex. The record is from RefSeq and is a predicted model, not a curated record. Lineage: Eukaryota; Viridiplantae; Streptophyta; Magnoliopsida; Solanales; Solanaceae. Bases 156 to 860 code for a protein of 234 amino acids.